GCACAGGGCACCGCACGCCCCUGCUGGCUUCCUCUGCCUCUUCCUUUUCUUCUCACAGGACUCUCACAGCCUCUGUCUCUGCAUCUGUUUGUCGUGUGGCUUCUGAGUUUGCCUGGUGUCCUGGCUUCCUUAUCUCUCAUCCUCUGUCCGUCUCUCUGUUCCUACCUGUCUCUUUGGGUUUCCUCAUCUCCGACAGUCGACACUCUCCUUGUGUCUCUGUGUUUUUCUGACUCUUCCUGGCUUUGUCUAUAUCACUCGCUGCCAUCUGACAUGGUCUCUGUUACUGAUUCUCUCUGAAUCUUUCUGUUUUGCUCUCUGUUUCUUUGACUCUCCCUCCCUCUGUGUCCAUCUGUCUCUACAUCUCUCUGUCUGUCUCUCUCUGGCUCUCUCUUGUCUCUUUCUGUCUCCAUCUGUCCCUAUUUGUCUGUCUGUCUCUCUUUCUCUGUCUCUAUGCUUGUCUGUCUGUCUCUCUCUCCCUGAGUCUCUCUCUGUGUCUCUAACUCUUCCUGGCUCUGUCCUUCCUCACCUCUCUCUCUUUUUUUCUGUGACACUCUCCUGGAAAUGCAUCAAAGACUGAAGUGACCAGAUUUCAAGUGACAAACGGCACUACACCCAGAAUCCACCCUCCUCCCAGUGCGGCUGCCUUCCUCCUCCACAUCCCCUGUCACGAAGAGAAGCCUAUUGUGUCGGGCCCAGGGAGUUCGAGUUGAAGGGCCCGGGGGUCUGUGCCUCUGACUGCUCUGAGCUACUUCCCCAUUGGCUCUGAGCAGCCUGUGCUGAGCAAAGGCUGAGCGACAGGGGGAGGCUCUAGUCCAUAAAAGGGGGGCUGAGGCACCAGAACUGCCAUUCUAAGGGGCUUUGGCUGUGCUCACAGCUGCCUCUUUGGCACUUCCUUCCGAACCGGAGUCAGGACCAUCCCUGGGUCUUGGACCAGCCACCUGCAGCCACCACCCUCCGACCUGCUUGGCCAGAAGCUGCCCAGGGACAAAGAGGAUCACAGUCCCACCCCACCUUGCCUUUUGUUCUAUUUUUACAGGUCAUUUAUCUCCAGGCUUUUGAGAUCUGCGUGGGGGAGCUGUUGCAGCAGCCCAAGCCGGCAGGAAUAGACAAGACAGAAUGGCGUGGCAGGGGCUGGUGCUGGCUGCUUGUCUCCUAGUGCUCCCCUCUGCCACAGCAGACUGCCUGUCCCAGUGCUCCUUGUGUUCUGUGAAGACCCAGGAUGGGCCCAAACCCAUCAACCCCCUGAUUUGCUCCCUGGAAUGCCAGGCCACCCUGCCGCCCACUAAGGAGUGGGAGAGAUGCCAGGGCCUUCUGUCUUUUCUUACUCCCUUCACCGUCGGCCUCAAUGGCAAGGAAGACUUGGAGAUCAAGGCAGCUUUGGAAGAGCCCUACAGUGAGCUGGCAAAGCACCCGGGGCCCUUCUUGAAGGAGCUGGAGAAAAACAGAUUCCUUCCCAGCACCUCAGCAGAGGAGAAUGCUCUGAGCAGCAGCCUGGCAGAGAAGCUCAGGGGUCUCUCUGGCAGGCUGGGGGAGGAAGCAGAAUCUGAGCUGAUGGGGGACGCCCAGCCGAACCAUGGUGCCAUGGAGGCGGGAGCACUGGGUUCUGAUGAGGAGGACCCCAAGGAGCAGGUCAAACGCUACGGGGGCUUUUUGCGCAAAUACCCCAAAAGAAGCUCAGAGGUGGCUGGGGAGGGAGAUGGUGAUGGGGAUGGGGAUAAGGUGGGCCAUGAGGACUUGUACAAGCGCUACGGGGGAUUCUUGCGGCGCAUCCGUCCCAAGCUCAAGUGGGAUAACCAGAAGCGCUAUGGCGGUUUUCUCCGGCGCCAGUUCAAGGUGGUUACUAGGUCUCAGGAAGACCCCAAUGCCUAUUAUGAAGAGCUUUUUGAUGUGUAAACACCUUCCCUUCAUGGAGUUGAGUCAGGAGCUUCCCGUAAUGCCCUUCCAGAUUGAAGUGAACGCAUUCAUCUGCCCCUGUAGCCCCCAUCCGCACGCUCACUUCAGCAUUGCCUACAAGACAUCCUAACCUAGCCUCCCUCUCUUCUGCCUGGGUGCCGUGUUUGUAUGGGUCAGCGAGGGGAGAGGUUGGAGGUUCCCCUCUCCGAUAGGCUUAGUGCUUGGCUCUGACCCUACACCUCUAAAACUACCAUCAGCACCAGCUUUUGGUAUCAAUCCCAUUCAUGUGACUCCCCAAUUCCAGGAAUCCAGACUGACCUCUUGAUCCCUCUGGAUCUACAAUCAGGCAUUCUGAUCAAUGCCUCUCUCAGAAGAAAAAUGAGCAUUCCCCCUCCCAUGCAGAUAUAUUCCUUUAUAUAGUAUAUACAUGUAUCACCAAACAUACAGAAGGCAGAAAUUUAAAACAAGAGAGAGAAACAAAUAAAAGUCCUUAUAUUUUAUUCUCAAACCUCAAAAGAUCUCCCUACUAUGGAGACCGUGCUUUAGGUAAAAAGUUCAAACACUUCCUUUUAUUAGAGCAGGUAUUUCUACACUAGAGAGUUUGGUUUCCUAGUGGGUUAAAUGUCCAGUCAUUGUACUCUGAGUUCGCAGUGUUCAGAAACACACCUUUUGAAGAACCCAGUUCCUGGACUCCUGUCCAUGUUGGUACCCUGGACAGCGCCCAAAUUCUCACAAGAAAGGAAAGGAGUGAAAACCCCUUUCAGAAAUGGUUAAUGAAAGCAGCUUGCCUUCUGAAUGUUGACAUGAUCAAGGGGGGAGUGAGGCAAACCAAUUUGUUCUGUGCAAUGGCUCAAAAUGAGGACCGGUUCCCUCAGCCCUCAUUAAACUAAUUAAACUGAUUGGUAUCACACUCCAACCCCAGGAUGAACGGAUGCUGAGUCAGGUUGAUGAGGUUAAGCACAACCAUGUUCUUGGGCAGCUGAAUCUGCCACCAAGAGUCCAAGCCAUCUGGCCAAACAUAUGCAUUGGGCCUUGGGUAAGGGAAUCCAGAAGCAACGGCUAGAAGGAGGAAAAGGCCCUCUUUAGCUCCCGUGGUGAUCCUUUCCUCUUAAUGCCUCAAAAUAAAACUAGAAAGAGGAAUGAAAUGAUUAAGCGCUUGAGGCCAAAUGAGUUCCCUUGACUCAAAUAACCCAGGAGCAGAGGCAGGGACCUUAAUCUAAGUCCUCUCCUCUCUCUCUGUCUCUAUCUCUCUCUGUCUCUAUCUCUCUCUGCCUUUCUCUGUGUUUGUUUGUCUGUCUCUCAAAUCUCUUUCUCUCUUUUGAUUGUCCCCAGGCACUGUGGUUUGGUUUCUGGGUCCAAGAGGCCGGUCUGGAUGGGUAGGAAAUGAACCUGAGUUUGCUAUUUUGUGUAAGAUGCUACUGAGUGUGCAGCUUCAGGCACAGCCCUCAGGCCUCUCAUGAUGCUCUGAAAUGUAUAGAUUGUUUUAAAGUUACUUUGUGUGCUUUUCAACAUCCUAUUUUUUGCAGUUUCCUUGGAGUUUCCUUAGUCCUUAGCAGGCCUGUGCUAUUUCCAACUCCUCCAGUACAAUAAACAAAAGAAAGAUGCUGAU
Molecule: messenger RNA, 3502 nt
Organism: Hippopotamus amphibius kiboko
Lineage: Eukaryota; Metazoa; Chordata; Mammalia; Artiodactyla; Hippopotamidae
Gene: PDYN
Product: prodynorphin
Exons: 4
Coding region: 1117-1893 (258 amino acids)
Biological process (GO): neuropeptide signaling pathway; sensory perception; chemical synaptic transmission
Cellular component (GO): neuronal cell body; dendrite; plasma membrane
Molecular function (GO): opioid receptor binding
Source: RefSeq, a predicted model, not a curated record